Molecule: messenger RNA, 2610 nt
Organism: Biomphalaria glabrata
Lineage: Eukaryota; Metazoa; Mollusca; Gastropoda; Planorbidae
Exons: 6
Coding region: 762-1715 (317 amino acids)
Biological process (GO): negative regulation of apoptotic process
Molecular function (GO): cysteine-type endopeptidase inhibitor activity involved in apoptotic process
Source: RefSeq, a predicted model, not a curated record
AUGCGCUGUCUGGGUGCAGCAGAUACUUCAGGUUACUGUACUCAGAGAUAUGCGUUAUCUGGGUGCAGCAGAUACUUCAGGUUACUGUAUUCAGAUAUGCGCUGUCUGGGUGCGGCAGAUACAUCAGGUUACUGUACUCAGAGAUAUGCGCUGUCUGAGUGCAGCAGAUACUUCAGGUUGCAGUACUCAGAGAUAUGCGUUGUCUGGGUGCAGUAGAUACUUCAGGUUGCAGUACUCAGAGAUAUAUGCUGUCUGGAUACAGCAGAUACUUCACUGGAGAUUGAUGCAUCCAUCGCAUGUAGUUGUUUUGGACAGGCCCCCAAAAUGUCAAUGACUCAUUUUCAUGCUAAAUGUACCCAAGUCCUGGACAAUAUCAUAAUGACACAUACAACGAUAAAUUAAGAUUCAGAAUGCCACUUUACCGACAUAUAAGAUCUUUAAUUCCAUUAUUUUCACUAUCAUACAGCAAAAAUAGUUAGAGUCCACCUUUACACUAUAUAUCCACAAAAACCAACUGUCCUGCACUAGGAACAAAAAACACCCCCUUAUCAUGAGUUACAUUAUGUUUUUCAAAACAUCUCACUAAAUAAAAACAACCCAAAACAAUAACAGUUUUGAAACCAACAACCUGGAUUGCCCCCCUUCUCCUCUACAGUAAACAGGAGACCCAGGCUGACCAGAACUCAGUCCUGACAGUACAUAGUAGCGCAGACUAACCACAGACAGUUUUGUUUUUUUAGUUUAUUUCCCCUAUAAAAUCUAUGUUUUUACACAACCAAGAGUUUCAAAGACUUGCCUCUUUUAGACCCGUAGCUAGUCUGUCACGACAUAUAUCGUACUUUAAUUUUUCAAAGGCCGGUUUUAGAUAUGAAGUAGACCAAGGCAAUAACGCCACUUGUAGUGAAUGUCGUCAUUACAUUCCAAUCGCUGAUGUCAAUCGAUCUCUAUCAAACGCUUACUAUCAUGCUGACGGAUGUUCCUUUGUGAAAGCAGACGAUUCAUUUGAGUUAGUCGGAUGGGAACAAUCAAAGAUAGAUGGCGACUUUCAAGAAGGACCUGACUAUACGAACUUGUUUCAAAGAUUAUAUUCAUUCUUGGAUUACCCAUUUACUGAUGAACGUACAGAACCAUCAAUUCUAGCAGAAAAUGGAUUCUAUUUUGUUGGGCCAUGUAAAACUAUUCAGUGCUAUCUUUGCGGAACAAUUCUUCAGCUGCACGAAGAGAUGUCCCAAAAUUUCCUUCAAUAUUUCCAAUGUGCACGUUGUCGUUACAUCUCAGAAACAACUCCUUUUCAAGAUGAGAAUUUAAACGAUAGUGGUAGAGGACUUUUCUCUAUCCCACGUAGUCAGAAUCACUCAACAGAGUUUCAACGCCUUUGCAGCUUCCUUGAUGGAUGGCCAGAAAAAUUUCUGCUGCCUCCCAAGCUUCUUGCUUCUGCUGGAUACUAUUACACUGGUUUUGGGACUAUCGUAGCCUGUUAUCAAUGCGAAAUAAGGAGACGCCCAGAAGACGAAGGCUUUGAAAAUUUUUUACAGAACCUGGCAUGUUCCAAAUGCAUUCAAGAUAACAUUUCUCAGGGUAUAGAUAAUUCAAAUCACCAGACUAACCUUGAGCUUGAAAGUGAAGAGAGCGCCAGAGCCAAUGAUGUUUCUACAUUAGGUGGAGCAUCAACAGGAGCCUUGCCAGUUUUAAACCAGAGCGAUGACUAUUGUUGAUAGUUGUGCCUGUGUGCGUGUGUUUGUAUAUAUAUAUAUAUAUGUUGUUGUUUUUAUUAUUAUGACUUAUUACUUAAGCUCAUAGCAUAAUUUGUUGGUUGUAGUCUUUAUUUUUACAAAGCUUAUAUCAACUCAAUCUGUCUACCUAUCUGGUAAAAAAGUUUUCUCCCAAACCCAAUCUCGGAUCAAGUUGAAAUUUUUUUUACCUGACUAAACAACAAUCAAUUAAAUAAAUUAAUCCAUUAUUUAAUAAACAAUUGGUAAAUAAUUAUUUUGUUUGGUAUCUCAAACAAAUGUAAGAAUUAGUACUUGACUGAAGUAGUGGUAUAAGCUGAAUUGGUCCCCCUUUAUAUGUCGUCGAACAAGGGAAAGAAAUCGUACUUGAUAGAUCUGAUAGAUAGUAUAAGUUUAAUUAGUCCCCUUAUUGAGACUUGAGCCAACCAUCAGCAGGAAAUAAAUGGUCUGGAAAUAAAUGUAUGAUGAUUAUGAUUAAGUUGAUCUUGGAAUCAUGUAAUUAAUUCAUCGAUAAAACAGGAUGAAAGAAUGAAAUGUACAAAAGACGAUGUUCCAUUUACUAAUUGUAUUUAUAGAUAACUGUACUGUCUAUAUAGAUGAUAUAGGUUGUUUCCUAACUGUUUGUUUAUAAUCUUAAAAUAUGUUUAUCGAAUGUUGACAAUAUAAAUAUUUACAAAAAUGUACAUUGAAUUUCAGUCUCUGUUAGUGCAUAAAAGAUUGCAAUCUAUUGGAGUAAAACUAUUCAUAAUAAUAAUAUAUAUACUACUACUAAUAAUAUAAAUAAUGCCAAAGUCUUUGAUUCCGAAGGUUAAGAAUGAGUGCAGUGUUUUACAUGAGGACACAAACACGAUUUCGACCUGCUAAUAAAUAAAUAAACCUC